AGGCCGAGCCGCAAAGAUAAAAGUAGGUAGGGCACACUUUAAACACUACUCCUAAUUUUAAUGAAAUUUAUUUUUUUUUUUUAAAAUUGAAUAAAGUAUUUUUUCUAACAAAUUGCGGGUGUCAUAAUAAUCUAUUUUCUAAUUACUGUAUAAUUUUGGAAUAGCUGCGGUCUCUCCCUAGCAGGUCUAAGGUUUGGUUCUUCCGGCCAAUGAAUCCAUUUUACCUGGCGCUGGGUUUGGAUUUGAGACAGAUUGAUAAGAAUCCUUGCCCAAGCUUGACGACAUCGAAGCCAAAGUUCGGCGAUCAAUUUCUUCGUGAGUAGGGUAGGCAAGGGCAUGACCACGAUGAAGAUGACCGCUAACGGUUUGCUACGAGCGCGGGACGAGAAGAGUUGCACGGAUUUCGAGCAGGCCAGAUGAUGAUUGACAAUGGAGGAUCAAUUAGAGUGAUACCAAGGAUACGGCCUUCUCCUAAACCACCGUCAUGGGUUGUGCGAGAGGUUAAAGUCUGUGAAAGUUUUCCAAUAAAUUUUCAUUAUUUUGUCAUUUGGUUUCUUGUUGUCAUCUAUGUUGUUAGAUUUGUCAGUUUGUUUGAGAAUUUAGUCUGGUUUUAUGUCAUUGAGUAUGUUUGGAUCUAUGUGAACAUGGAUGGCUAUGUCAAGCCCGGUACAUGGUUAGCGAUUCGUGUUGCUGAGGUGACCGCUUCUAAGUCCGAUUAUAGGGUUUUUAAUUGUAGUUGUUGGAGUCUAGUUGGUGUCAGAUGUGUUUUUCCUUUGAUUGCUGUAAUGAUCCUGAAACUUAUGAUAUGAAUAAAG
Cuscuta epithymum is the source of this 815-nucleotide messenger RNA. The record is from the annotation of a GenBank genome assembly. Lineage: Eukaryota; Viridiplantae; Streptophyta; Magnoliopsida; Solanales; Convolvulaceae.